Messenger RNA from Lobosporangium transversale, 2469 nucleotides. RefSeq lists its product as hypothetical. The transcript has a single exon. The coding region runs from base 1 to 2469 and encodes 822 amino acids. Lineage: Eukaryota; Fungi; Mortierellomycota; Mortierellomycetes; Mortierellales; Mortierellaceae. The record is from RefSeq and is a predicted model, not a curated record. Gene Ontology annotation, molecular function: protein binding.
AUGAGAUCACGAAGGAUAGUUUAUCUCCCCAAGUGGAAGCAAACAGCUAUCGCGUCACAAGGAUAUGCAGAAUAUUCAUACGACAAAUCCACAACCGAACCAGUACACCCUUGUCUACUCGAGAUCCAUGGGUCAGCAGAAUACAGCAACGUCGCAUUGAGAGACGCUAUCCAAGUUUUCCGUAAACAGUACAGGAAUCUGGUCCUAAAUGACCUCAAGUUUGUUCUAGAGCUGAUUCAGGAUGGCUCAAGUAAUCAAGAAGAGUUUUGGGAGUAUGUAGCAGUCCUCGUCCGACGAUCUUUGCCUCAAAUUAAGACAAUAUCGAAGACCGCUACCAAUGAAUGGCAAAGGACCCUUGCUUAUGCUCUUCUCGAAGUUUAUUGGAAGCAAAACCAAUCUGUUUUUUUGGAGCAAGUUGAAAAAGCGUUUGAGCGGACAGCGGAUCAGGAGACGAGUCAAUCAAAAUCACGGCCAUCUGAUGCAGAAAUCAUUGCUCACAUUGUGAUCGAGAGCUUGCUGGCAACAUUUUAUCCAAAAAGCGCGUUGGAAUUGUAUGAUAUGCUCAGCUUGCGUGGGAUUGAUAUGCCACGUCGUAUUCUCGCAAGCCUUAUACGGAUUGCUACCGCACAAGGCGAUGACUACCAGCUUGAACGUAUUGGCAAUAUGAUGAUUCGCCAUGAAGAACUAUAUCAGGGCGCUCUGGAGUCUGCUACAACAAGAUCAAGACCGUUCAAUCGACCUUUGCUUAUGUCUCCUAAGUUGAUGGACGUAUUUAUUCGUGGAGCUUGCGAGAAUCAGCUUUAUGACUUGGCUAGAAAAGUUUUUGACCGAGGACUUGCUGCAGGCGAAAACUAUCGCGUGAUAACAUUUACCAGAAUUUUGAAUUCAUUUUCUGUCAAGGAGUUUGGAUUUGAUAUCCUCUUAGCAUCAGAGACUCAUGAAAAGAGAACGGAACAUAUUUGCCGCCCAAAACGAACAGAAAUACUUGGAAGUGAAGAGUCCAGCAAAUAUUCUCAAUUGGAAAGGGAUUCGUCUGUAUUUGCGCCUAGUUCAAUUGGUAGAAAAAUCACGGUUGCUGAACCCCAAGACAUUCAAAAGUACACGUUGGCAAUGCAAGCACAAGGCGUCAAGCCUAAUAUGACUACACUAAAUGUGCUUGUCAAACUCUAUCUCGAGAUGGCGCAAUACAAGGUCUCCAAUGCGCCUGCAUGGAAAACAGUGUUCAUUGACUUCAACCCGCUUAAACUAGAGCCAGAUAUCGUUACAUAUAAUACUCUUCUCGCUUAUUACGCGGCACACAAAGACCUAUUAACCAUGCGCAAAAUCUAUGAUCAUAUGGCGGGGACACUAGAUGGCGAAUGGCUGAAAUCAAGAAAAGCAGAGAGGCGGAGGAGAAUUAACGAUGCGUCUACCAAUCAGGACAUUGACCCGAGUGCACUGAAUUCCAAUAUCAUUCACCAGCCUCACAGUAAUGACAGUGAUGUCGCGGAAGAAAUUGAAAAACUACCCUCAGAAAAGAGGCGGCCAUCUCCAAGUCCACAGAUGCGUUCACACCGCGACAUUUACACAUACAACAUUAUGCUUCACGCAUUACUGCAGCAUGCCGUUGAGACCAAGGACAUUGCUUCGAUUGGACAGUGCUUUCAUGACAUGGAACAAGAUGGCAUUCCAGCAGACACAAUUACUUUCAACACCAAUAUUCUAUAUCAUAUUACUCGAGGGGAUGUUUCUGCUGCGCUGCAGGUCUUUCGCAGCAUGAAGCCAGUAAAUAGAAAGGUCUCGAUGCCUGCAUUUACUGACGAUCCGUGGGAUGGCGAACGGGAUUUGAGGACGUUCGGAUUUAAUAAUGUUUCUCUCAGGAGAUCGUCCAAGCCUGUCAGGUCAACGCCCUCUUAUAUUGGCAAACCCCCGACAGAUGGGGCUAUGUCAGGUAGAUUGAAAACAGAUGACUCGGUCCAGUCGCAACCAAACAAUGAAACCCACCUAUUGUCCACAUCAAUGUUAGAAGUGGACUCCCCACCAGCCCCAGAUGUUGUCACUUUUACGUCGUUGAUCAGUGGGUUUGCACAUUUGAAUCAAAUGGACAAAGCAACCAAUGUUUUCAAGGAAAUGACGAACCAAUUCCAUAUUGAGCCUAAUCUCAAGACAUACACGACACUCAUCGCAGGCCUUCAUCAAACUGGAGAUCAUAAACGAGCAGAACAGCUAUGGGAAAUUGUUGUCAAUGGAAAUAAAGCACCCUGCUCGAGAGUGGGUGGAUAUAAUAACCACAUAAAGGAUCAUGAGCGACAAAGUAAUAACGAGUGCCCACCGACUGCAGGAGAAGUAGCACUUCAAGAAGAUGAGAAAGAUGAACGCCUAGAAUAUCAGCAAAUGCUCCAGGGCCAACCAACAGAGCAUUUAACUGUCAUGGAGCGUCGACAAAUUGAGACUCGAUGUAAACUGUAUAAAGAACAGCUGAAAUGCUGA